This is a messenger RNA of Theobroma umbraticum, 753 nucleotides long. NCBI's taxonomy places the organism in Eukaryota, Viridiplantae, Streptophyta, Magnoliopsida, Malvales, Malvaceae. The record is from RefSeq and is a predicted model, not a curated record.
AUGUCUUCGCUGCCUUCUGUAACCCAAGUUGACGUUGAUAACUUUGUGUGUCCACCGUCUGAUAAACCUCCUGCCUCCUCCACCGUCCUGUUUCUUGGUGGUGCAGGUGUUAGAGAUUUGUACAUCGAUGGCAACUUCAAGAAAUUUACAGCCAUAGGGGUGUAUUGGGAGCUUAAUACCGUGCCAUUACUUGCUGCUAAGUGGAGGGGAAAGACUGCCCAAGAGUUGAUGGAUUCGGUCAAAUUCUUCAGAGACAUCGUCACAGGUGCCUUUGAGAAGUUCAUACGGGUGACAAAGGUCCUGACAUUAACGAGUCAGCAAUACUCUGAAAAAGUGGCAGAAAAUUGUGUUGCCAUUUGGAAAUCUCUUGAACUUUACACUGAUGCGGAAGCAAAAGCCAUUGAAAAAUUCCUUGAGUUCUUCAAGGAUGAAAACUCUGACUCCUCCACUCUUUUCACACUAUCAGCCCAUGGUUCAUUAACGAUCAGCUUUUCCAAAGAUAGUUCUGUGCCACAAGUUGGCAUAGCAGUGAUAGAGAAUAAACUACUUGCAAAUGCAGUGCUGGAGACUAUCAUUGGCAAGGAUGGUGUUUCUCCUGUAUCAAGGAAAAGCUUGGCAUCAAGAUUAUCAGCAUUGUUCGAUGACUCUGGUGAGAAGGCGGCCCAGGAUGGGAAACCGGAGUCUCAGUGGUUUCGAGUCUCCUGUCUCUCAGACCAGCUGAUAUGGUUGCCACCUAGAGGAAUACCAAGGUAA